AACAAAGUUCUGAUCAGGUUUACUGCUGUGACGGCGCGAACUAUUAGGUCUUUCAUACACAUUUUAUUUCUUAAAUAUUUUCUCAGACAUAUAUUUUGACCAGGAGUUUUUAAAUUUGAGCCAAAUUCAACGUGCAUUAAAACCGAUUCAAGUUUCAACACUUUAGGACGAUUUCUAACGUACUGGUAACAUGUAAGUAUGCCACACAAUAUUUGUAUUCGUUUCAUGUUAAGGUUUUAGGUUUUUUAUUUUGUCUUUAUAAAUAUGUUAACGUUAUGAAAGGUCAAAAUGGAUUAUUUGGCUUUUUUGAUUAUAAGAAACUUUAAUAAAAUAACCGAAAUUCACAACGCUAACCAUCUAAAGAAUAUCAUGGCUAAUGAAAUUCAAGUAUUCAAAUGUUAGAAGAAUUUUUUUUUUAACAAAACAGGACUGAAUACAAAAAAUAUAAAUGUUCCUAUUCUAUAUUUGAUAGUAUGUAAGUUUUAAGGGCAUAAAACAACCAUAGUUAAACAAAAUUACAUAAAAAGUUAAACUAAAUAACCAACGUGUCAACCCAAAGCAGUAGUUGGCUUAAGAAUUUGUGCAAAAGAGUGAAAACGUUAAAAUUAAAAUAUACUUGCCUAUGUCAGUAUCGUCUUAAAGACCCUGGCGAAUAAGCCGAUUUUAAAUGUCUUUGUACACAAAAAAAAAAAUGAAUAACCUACAUAUUAGUAUCCAGAAUGAUCAAUAAAUUCAUCGUGUGCCCUUAAUAUAUUGAAGAAGAUAAACAAAAAUUAGAAAUGCCUUGAGCGCCAAAUUUCUUACGGCUGGCCAAGACUACACACAUUACUUGUCAACUCUGCUCCCAAAUGUAGUUCUCGUGUUUAUUAUUUGUUAGCUUAGCUUUGAUACCCCGACAAUUACCUUAUAUUAAUCUGAAGCUUUCAGAUAACUUGACGAUACUAAACUAGCCAAAAAAGGCGGCUUUAUUGUUACUUUAAUUGUAAUAUGAGGAAAUGAUUGUUUUAUUUUCCUUUUAAUAUUGAUAAUGUGUUCAAUAAUUAAUGUAUCAGAUACUUUGGGUCCUGACUUACUAAUGUAACAGAAUCAACAGCCUAGCAGAUGAAUGCGUGGAAUACAUUAACGAACCCAAAAACUAAUGUUCUAUUGCGGCCGUUUUUUUUCGAUGAAGCCUCUUACUGAAAUAUGCUUUCUCUAAAGCAACCACGAAUUUAAAAAAAUCUGGUUAAUGUAUAACCAUCUUUCAAUUGUAAUUCAUUAGCAGAUAGUCAGCAAUUUACUUUUUUGGACCGUAAUAUCGACUGACUUGGUGUAUGAAAAGUUUUGAUUUAAAUCUAAAUAGUUUGUGUUUAUUGUUAAAUUACUUUUUUUAUAUUUUAUGACAUUUUCUUCACAUUUGUAACAAAUUGGUUCCGUCGUAGGCUCUCAGUGUGUUACAUUAUAUCUUUAGUCUCAAUCUCUUGCCUCAUCUUUUUCUUGCUAUAUGAUGACGUCAGUUUUUACACAAUGAUAAGAUGGGUACAUAAAAAAAUAACACUGUUUUCCCGUGCUGUAAAGACUUUAUUAUUUGCUAAAUAGGAAAAAAACUUUAUCGUAGACAUUUUAUUUUUCCAUUUCAUUAGCCGUUAAUUUAGAGCAGUACGAUCUUCCGUGGUAUACGUCCGUGAUUGAUUCUAAGUACAUGGUAGAUAAGCAGUGGCAUAGCUACGUUUGGCGCCUUCCGGGGCGGGAAAUGAAUUUAUACCCUCUUCUUUAAAAAAAUAUAUAAAGAGAAUAGUGCGGCCGAAUGCGGAUAUCCACACUAAUCGUAGGCCAAUGCAGAUCGUUACGUACUGUUAUCCGUAUGGAUAAAUUUAUCUUUUAUGUAAGUAUAUAGCUUUGCCAAAACAGUACUGGUAUAUAACAAAAGACAAUACCAUAUGUUAAAUAAAAUAACAAGAAAACGAUAUAUAUAUAAGCAAGGGCUAAUACAAUAAAUCAAAUUUUUUAUGUUAAUAAUGGCUUACAGAAUUAAAAAGAAAAUUAAAUUAAAGCUAUUGACUUACAGUAUGAUUGGAUUGUACCGGUACAAUGCUGAAGAAGAUACAAUGUUGUUAAAGGUACAAUGAUGAAAGGAAUCUAGAUACAUACCACUUCUAGAACGGACUUACACAUUGUGUAUUCUUUUCUCGAUAUUUCUACAUAAUUCUACAUAAUUCUAAUAAUAAUAUAGGCCAUAGAUUUUAGUUAGUUGUAACAAAGAUCAAGUGAGACUAUAUUUAGUGAGCCACAACCGAAAUGUGAUACCGAACUUGAGGUGAGCUAGAGUUCAAUCUCGGGAAAAGAUGACGUACACAAGUCGACUACAUAUCAUGAAUAAAUGUUUGGCAUAGGGAAUUCUAGGGGCUACCCGGUCUAGGUACACAGUUUAAAUGCUUUGGCGGCAGAGAAAGGGUUUUGUUCUUUUUCUUGGUUAAUUUCACAAUUAUGUGUUUCCCCUAUUCCAGUAACCUAAAUUACCGCUGAAUAAUACUAAUAGUGGUGCUAAAUACUGAAAAAAAAGUAUAGUGAAUUACCUAAAACUGAAAACCACAACUGGUUUCGUAAAGCAAAUCCCAUUAUACUGCAUUGGCUGCUGAUUAAUUGGUAUAAGCCAAUUAAAUUAGACCGAUUAAUCGGUAAUCUGCUAAGUUAGUCAUGCUGCAGCUGUAAAAGAUCUUAAGGCACAAAAUAAAUAUUUCUUUUUAAUUUAUUUUCAUAAAAUCAUCUUGCAAUUUCAGAAAAUAUAUAUAUCAUUGCGAGAAAUCUAUACAAACAUUCAAAUAAUUGGAAGGGUCAAUUGCAUCAACAAAACACAACUGCAACCAGGAUUUUAAAAACAUAAACAAUUAAAUUCAUGACAAUUAAAAUAAAUCCUACAAAUGUUUAGAAGAGUGUACGAUAGUUUACGAUUUCUAUAACUAAUGUAUCACUUCAUGAAAUUUGAUAAGAUCCCCACAAAAGUAAUUACAUUUUUAGAUGAAUGAUUUCAUUUACAUAACAUUCUUGAAACUAAUGAAAUUAAAUUCAACAUUCUAGAAAUUUCAAGAUUUAUCUUCGAAAAUCUAGAUUUUAUUUUUAAGCGUAUUAAUUUCACCUGUAUGUAAACAUAUUGAAUAAAUGGCAGAGAUCAAGCAAUUCAAAUUGUUUAAACAAAGGCAGCUUAAAUUCAAAGGGCUGACAUAAUAUAAUUUCAAGCGAUAAAUUCAUUUUUCCGCAAUACAAAUUUUAAUUUUUAUUUUAUUUGUGCUUUUGUCUUUUUUUUCUUUUGGUUAGUCGUGUCAAAAGAGGACAAUUGAAUUAAAUAAAGCAACAACAAAAAUUAAAAAUUAUAUUUUAUGGCGCUAAUAUUAAAUUAGCUGUUACUUAAGCAGAACAUUGUAAUCCCAAAAUACUUUUAGUAAAAAAAAGUAUAUAACUUAAAUUCCCGAAAAUCUGUUAACUUGUCACAUUAAAACAAAUAUUGUCAUGGAGCUUUAAUAAAAAGUUUCGUUGUUGUCAUAAACAAUUCAAUUAUAACAUACUAUUGUAAUUUUUGGACAUCACAUUUUAAUGUCUUCUGAGAUCAUAAAAAUAUCAGGUUAUGUGAAUAAUUGAGGUUUGGGAAAAUCGUCUUUUGAAAACAACAAAGAAACACAGUAAUAUAAAGAAGAAGUUAAAUAAUAAAUUGAAUUUAACAUUUUAUUUUUCCAGUUAACAACUAAUAUUGUUUUCAUAAUGGAGCUUAUUUUACCUUUAGUGUUGUUUUUUAAUUUCUUUACAGUUAUUUAGAUUGCAUAAUUGAAAUCAGAAAAUCAUGAAAUUUUUAUCUCUCUUUGUUUUGGUGCCUCACAUUAUUUACAACUGUGCUCAAUGUAAGUACAAAAACAAUUUUGUUGUAUUGUAUUUUAAUUUGUAGAGUACAUUUGACAUGCGUCUAUUAUAUAUGACACUGAAAAGUAUUUUGCUGGAAAAUAGUUUCCGAGGCAAUGUUACAUUAGCUUAAGGUAACAGCAAAAUGAAUAAUUUAACGGUAUAUCUAUAAAUGACCAUUUGUAUAUUAAAACGUUUAGUAUUUAUGUUAAAAUGGAAUCAUUAAAAACAUUACAUUAUUACAUAUUUGAAAUUAUUUACAAUUUUGUGUGUUUUUAAAUGCAUGGUAUACUGAUGAAAAAGUAAUUGUUUACUUAGAAAAUCGUCUAUUAUAGCUUGUACAAACACAGAUAGAUUCAACAACAAAUGGUUUGGUGCCAACUGCCAGUACAAAUGUCACUGUAAGAACAAUGUAGCUUGUAACGUUACCAAUGGUGACUGUCCUAAUGGAUGUGUUAGUGGAUGGUUUGGUCCAGCGUGUCAGUACGGUAGGUCACUAUUAUAUUGGGCGAAGGUCAUUUAUUUUGUUUAUGAUGUUUUUAAUGUCAUACUAUUUAGUCAACUCAAUGAAUCCAAUGUUAUGUCUAUUUACAUUUCUCUUACUUUAGCAAUAUCACAUGAUCUUCUAUGCAACACACUAGAAUAACAUGACACAUUAGAUUCAUUUUUAUGUAUCUGUUUGUCAGUAUCUCAUAAAGUAUUUUUCAUUUUCAGCUGACAUCGCAAAAAAUGCAACACUAACACUUAACGGUGACUUGACACAAGAAGUUGACAAGAUGACAGACGGGGAUGACGCAACGUGUGCUGCUCUCACAGGAUCUAGUUUAGAACUUAAUGUAAAUUGGAGCUUUAAGUUUUAUUUCACAUGGUUGAGGAUUGUUUCCAAAAAUACUGAUGGUAAGUAUCUAUACUGAAAUAAUAGGGACAUUCAUAAAAUAAUUACAUCAAUGUACUAGUCCUUUUAAUAAAUUAGUUUUUCUUAAUAAUCUGUUUUUAUAAAUACAUAUUUUUUUAAUGCAUUUCUGUAACAUAUAGUUAUUAAGAUUUAUCCUAUAUAUAUAUAUUAUAUACAAGGGAUAUUUUGUUUUUGGCUGGGUUUGUUAGCUCCACAAAGGCUUUACAAGGAUUUAUGGAGCUUACAAACUUUGCACAUAUAUCCAUUAUCAUUCUGAAUAAACCCUUGAAUUUAUGAACUUUAUAUAUCAUUCCGUUUGGGGCCGGAGGCUUUGAAUUGUAAUCUUUUUAUAUGAGCUUAAAUAAAUCAAUGGAUCUUAAACAAAUUUAGCACACAUACACCUGAUUAUCCACAGUCAAAGACCGAGGGGUACUUAAUUAAUAAUAUGCACUCCUUUGGGGCCAAGGGCCCCAUUUCAUUUUCUUAUGUGAGUUAUAUAUAUAUACUAAUACGCUUCAUAGACAACACAAAAAGUAUAUGUCAAUUGAUGGAUAUAGGUCUCAUUUUGUAGCAAUGCACUUAAUAGCUUGUAUCGAAAAACAGAUAUACUUAAAAUGAAUAAUACCCAAUCAAUUUAGGGCUGGUCUAGGAUAUUCCAGUAAGCUCGAUAACUCAAAAUGCUAUAUCUAUGGAAUUUUAAAACCAAAUUUAAUGUGACAACUUUUAAAUUUAACUUUAUUCUUUAUCUGAAUUAUUUUUAUAGGGUCCCCUAUCUCAGGAACAACUAAAUCAGUACAAUUAUAGAAUGGGCCGCCACCGAAGUCCCUCUUUCAAUACCACUGUACUAAAUUUAGUGUAGUGCACAUAGUUAUAUACAUUUUCAAAAUUAAUUACGUAAAAAAAAUAUAAUUCUCCACACGUUUCAAUGAGGAUAUUAAAUGUAACCUAGAAUGAUCGAGAAUGUUCUAUAUUGUUCUAAAUUGAUAUAUAAUGGGAUCUAAAAGUUUCCUAAAAUGUUAAUUUAGUUUUAUUCAUUUCUAUACAAUCAUGGGGAUUUUCUCUUAACAACCUUUUCAUAAUCCUAUCGGGAACAACAUCCCACCAAAAACAUGAUCUCACUGAUGAACAGGAUUCGUCGGGCAAUGGUAAUCCUAUCGGGAAUCAGUAUCACAUCGGAGAAGAGGAUCCAAAUGGGAAACAGGAUUGCACAGAGAAUAGGAUCCUAAUGGAUUGGGAUACUAACUGCAUUGGGAUCCUACCGAGAUUAGGAACCCAUUGAUCAAGAUCCCGCCGGUAUCGGAAUCGCACCUGGAAUUGGUAUCACGUCGAGAUUAAGAUCCCACUGGGAAGUAGAUCACACCGGAAUAUGGGAUCUGGCGGGUUCGGGAACUAGGAUCGGGAUCCCAAAAGCAUCGCCAUCCAAUCGCAAUCAGGUUCCCAACCAGGAUCGGUUGAAAUAGUUUUCAAUUCUUUUAUUUCUGUGUUUUAAGAUUUUCCAAAAUGAAGAUGGAAAUUGUUAAUCUUUUAAUGAAGACACCAAGUAAUCGAACUCCGUUAACGUUACAUAUAUUGAAAAAUGUUUUUAUUUUGUUUAAUUUAUAGAACAUGUGUUGUUGUUUUUUUUGUGGAAACUCAAGGUCCCGACCAUCGGUAGUAUAGGCGUAUAUUAGAGUGCAGAAAAAAAACAUUUCCCAAGACAAAAUGAUGUUAGGAACGUAAAUACCAAUAAAUAGAUAAUUAAUUUUAAAACACAUUUUUCAAUUUCGUGAAAAAUUAUCGUUAUUAUAUUUCAGUUAUACACGUCAAAAUGUAAUUGUUUAAUUUUAUGACUUCGCAAAAGUGGUUACAAGUUUUGCAAAUUGCCUUCCAUUACUAUCCCGGUUAGAUCGGGUCAUAUCUUUCUAGCAUAUAUUAGUUAUAUAUUUUGUUCCGUAUGUUUUAGAAUUACAGAAAGAAAGCAUUUCAAUAAAGUUUCCAGAUAACGUCACAACACAACAUAUGACAUGUGUUAAUGUAAUUAUCGACAAUGUAACACUAGACAUCUAUUGUAACAUAUCUAAAGCUACCAGCAAAAUAUUGCUAAAAGGUUCUGCAGUCGACAACAUGUGUUCACUUUACAUCCCCCAGGGUAAGGCAUUUUUAUUUGUAGUUUACUAAAUAUAAUUCAUAACAUAAAAUUUAAAAAAGUUAGUUUAUUCUAAUACGGUUCAUGUCUCCACGUUCAAUUGUCUUAAACUGAGACGCACGAUGUGGUUUAAAAAAAAUCCAACUUAAAAAAGUUAUUAUAUCUUACGAUUUACGAGGACAUGAAAUCAUUUUAAGUAAGCUAAACAAAGAAAUUGAUACUUCUCCUAUUUAGUUUGGUUUUUAAUUUUGAAAGAUUUUCCGCAAAUGUUUGUAAUAUUUACUUGCAUAGAAAAGAUAUUUUAACUCGAUCAAGCUGUAUUUACGUUUAGUGGCUUUAAAUUGCGAUGUUAGUUACAUUUUCCUCCAAUAGAUGCGUUUCAUUUGACUUUUUUUAAUCAUGGCUAACGAAAUCUAUGUUUCUGAAAAUUAUCCCAAAUAAAGCUACAUUUGGAAACGUGUGCUUUCUUAAUGUUAGACAGGGUAAAAAUAAUUUUGUUUCAAUUUAAAUGAGCAAAGGAAAUUAACAAGCUAUUUGACUUUAUUUUAACAUAAAUAGCGGAACAUUAUAUUCCACAUCUCCUUCUGUUUUUUCGUUAAUAUUACUAUAGUUUACUUGCAAUUAUAUUCUUGAUAUUUCUGUUAUUAUUUUCUUUCUUUCUAUUAUUUUUCUUAAGUGGGUCAUGUUUCUUCCUUCUGUUAUUAUGGGAUAUGUAUGUUCCUGCUAUAUUUUUUUUAUGUCGUAACUGUUGUUAAUACUGUUUCUAAUUUUUUUUAAACAGUGAAUAACGUUUUUUAACCGUUGUUAUUGUUGUUGUUGAAACACUCACAGUCGUUGUUUGUUCUGAGUUUGAUUUCAAUUUAAGGUACUGUCAGUAACAUAACCACCAGAAUUGUAAAAGGUAACACGUAUGUUUUUUUUAAAAACAAAUCAAUUAUUUCUUCAGGACGAAAUGUUGCACUAAAACAGCCCACGGGUCAAACAACACUACAAGACAAUCAUGUAUAUUUUCUCUCAAGUAACGCUGUAGAUGGAAACCUCAACUGGAGUGACAACUCUUGUACACACACUGAUGACUCUUCCGAUCCCGCUCCGAUGUGGACACUGGUUUUCAAUCACAACGUUACAGUACAAGCGUACACUAUCUACAAUAGAGUUGGAGGUAUGCAUAUACUGGAAAUAAGUAUCAUUCUCAAAUAUACAUUUUUUUUUUUUUUUUUUUUUUGGGGGGAGGGGGUAUUUCUAAUUUAAUACCUUAUUGUAUCAAAAAAGAAGAUUAUAACUAAAUGAAUAACUGUUUUGACAAAAAAAAAUACAGUAACAUACUCCUUGUUAUAUUUAACAGUAUUAACUUGUUUAUAUUCUUUUUUUUAAUAGCUGCAAGUGACGCAUAUUGUUGUCUUGCCCGACUGAAAGGAUUUAUUCUGACAACAUUCGACCAAUCAAAUCAAAACAUCCAAAACUACACUGAUACUCUGACGUCACCACAGGAAGUGUACAAUGUUUUACCAACAGAUCCGUGGGCGCAAGUCUCAAACGUUCAAAUAGAAGCAACUUAUUUCGAUGACAAAGACUUCAAAUCUAAAGUCCUUACGUUGUGCGAAGUGGAGAUAUUCGGUGGUAAGUUUCGUAGAUUAGUUUCUAACGACGUCCUUACAUUAAAUAUUAACACUAAUCCCUAUCUCCAGGCUUAUCAUACUUGAACUAAAUCAUUAAAUGUAUUCUGUUUCUGGCAUCCGUACUUCUCAUUUAGAUGAGAGGCAGCUUCUGAUUUAUUUACGCCUCCUUGAAUGGAAGAGAAAAUUUAGCUGUACUUCUCACAGGAGAAAAUUUAUAGAUAAAUAGACAUGCGAUUUUAAAGUCUCAAAACUUCCAAGUACAGAAAAUGUUGUCUUGAGACAAAAACAAUUUUAUUUCAAAUACAAUUGGACUACACAGUUUGUCUAAAGCUGACUGAUGUAACCGUUGAACUAACAUAAGCACUGAUGUGAACAGUAAGCAUCCUAAAAUUUGUCCAAAGCAGUGGUACUCAAUGUGUAAGAAAAGGUAGCACAGACAUAUAAUGCAGCAUCUACGUAAAGUCAGAACAAUUGUGUGGGGUUUUUUUUCCCACGGUCUGCCUCAAUGAAAUAAAGUAAAGGGUUGGAUCAUUUACAAGUAACGUGAUGGUCAUUCACAGUCAAUGGGUAGAACCAGUCCAGGUACCAGUUUAGAGCUUAGGGUAUUCGAACAUUUUGUCUAUAGGCAAGAUCGAAGAAAGUCACUUGCCCCUUAUAAGUGGUAACACUUUCAAUUUUUGUGAUCCUACGUCAUUUGAUGCGAUUUUGUGAAAGCCUCGUCACAAGUUUAAAAUCACUUUGUAAAUAUUUAGUAUGGGUAUUAAUACGCGACCCACAUAACAUGUGUGCAAAACAAAAACUGUCGUUAUUCGCGAACGAGUUUACAUUGAGUACAUUAUGUUAUCGAAACAAUAACAGCUUCCAAAUAAGAAUUAUAUACUUAGAGAAUUGAAAAGGGAUGUACUAAUUACUGAGAAUAAAUGGACAUUAAAUGGCCAUAGGGCAUGAUUGAAAGUUAUUUAUUAGUGCCAAUAUAACUGCUGUAGCACUGGUCAACAGUGGGAGGUGGACAUCCCAGUCCUUUUGAUUGUCCGCUACGAAGGCAGAUAUCAUCUUAAUUAGCACUGAGUUAAAGUGCCUCGGACCUUCAGCCAUUUAGAGACAGUUAUGUAACUGCAGCGAGGGUGUUAGGAAUGUCGGGACGGCAUUGGUUUUGUAAGAGGGGGGUAUUGUGGAGAGUUCGGAUCACGACGGCGACCGGCCGUCUGACAGGUACAGCCGGCACCAGCUGACCAGAGAUCACGAUCGACGGAUCAAGCCAUCUGACCAGGGCAUUUACCUGGGACAUCUGGUUGGUUGGUAACCUAACGCCAAUUGAGAAAAAGGGGCGGGGUAUAAUGCGCCAGUCCAGACCUGGGAGAGGAACUAUGGGACAGGGAGGAGUAAAUAGGGAUCUCUGGACGGGACGAAGGAGAAGGCGGCCGGACUGAGAACUAGAUAGCGGGGAGAAGUCAGAGUUGUGAGAUGAGAGAAAGUUUAAGCAAAGUGACAGCCCAAUAAAGAACACGAGUUUAAAUGUUAUCCAAAAAAUGAAACUAAGUGUCCCGAACACUCUACGCUUCCUGCAGAUUUCGUGGAAGCUCCGGGGUGGCUCCUAUGAAGUUGUCUCUCAGGCAAAUUGUUUGUAGCUUUAAAAUCCACUCUGGUGGAUUAUUGUCAUAAUAGGGUUUCAAUCGGUCGUGGUGAAUUAUUCUUGCCUUCGUCUUUCCCUCACCUCGAAUUUCAAACAACACAUCACUAAAUUUUCGACUGACAACGAAUGAUCCGCACCAUUUAUUUGGGUUCAAUUUUGGGUUUCGACCCACCUGUUUGGUUAAAUCCAAAUAGAGAACUACGUCCCCCACGUUGAAGGUAUGUUGUACCGCCCGAGUGUCAUGGUCUCGUUUCUGACGCUGAGCUGCUGUCUUCAGAUGUCUCCUGGCGGUGUCAUACACAUCGUCUAACCUUUGUUCAAGUUUCAACACGUAUUCCGGUACUGGUUGACCGAGACAUUUGUCAGGUAAUGGAGCCCCCAUUGCCAGGUGAAUGGGUUGAUAGAGCUCUCGACCAAACAUUAAAUAAUUGGGGCUGUAGCCAGUGCUGGGGUGUUGAUGGUUUCUGUACGCACUGGUCAACAGUGGGAGGUGGACAUCCCAGUCCUUUUGAUUGUCCGCUACGAAGGCAGAUAUCAUCUUAAUUAGCACUGAGUUAAAACGUUCGGCCUGUCCGUUACUGGCUGGGUGGAAGGAUGAUGUUCUGGUUUGCUUGAUGUCUAGUAAUUCCAUCACCCGUCUAAACAAUCUACUUUGAUAGUUGGAUCCCUGAUCCGAAUGCAAUUCUAACGGGCAACCAAAAAUGGAGAAGAAUUGGUUAACCAAGGUAACUGCCGUAGUUUCUGCUGAACAGUCUGGAAGUGCGUAUGCCUGGGUAUAUUUAGUGAACGCGUCCACUACCACAAGAAUGUAUCUAUUUCCAGAAUUAGUUACAGGCAAAGGGCCAAUAAAAUCAGUGCACACUCUUUGUAGUGGUGAUCCUGUAAGAAAAGACUGUAACCUGGCUGAACUGUUGGCUUGAGGGCGUUUGAUGUGCUGACAUGUGGCACAGUUGGUGAUGAACGUUUGAACAUCCCUUUUCAUUCUGUACCAACUGUAGUAUGUCCUGACAUUAUCCAAUACCUUAUUUAUGCUGAGAUGGCCAGCAUAAACUGACGAGUGCAUUUUCUUUAACACUGUUCUUACAAGAGAUCUAGGCAACAUAAUUUUCAAUAUUUCAUCCUUCCGACCCGGAUGAAACCAUCGUUUAAAUAAAACUCCAUCCACAACAAUAAGUAAAUCAAGGUUUAACCAAAGGUUCCUAACAGCCGGCGAUUCUCCACUAAUUUCCUCUCUUUUUGGUUUUGUUUUGUCUUUGAUCCUCUUAAAAACAUGACUCAAGUCAUUAUCUUCAUGUUGUAAUUUUCUCAGAUCUUCCUUGGAUAUGUCUAACACUUCACAGAAUUUAUAGUCACUAUUGUCUGCACAUAACACUGCAACCGGCUCUCGGUCAGCAUUCCGAUCAUUUCUGUUUGAUGUCGACUCAGGGCAAGGUAAUUGGAUAGGUUGGCUGGGUACGAGGGGCGUGUUCACAGGGCAGUUUGCUCGACCAGUAUCACUUGUGGUUGCUCCUCCGGGCGGGGGUUUAAGUGGGUUCACGGGAGGAUUCGUUUUACUGCGAGUCGUCACCAUGUUGAUUUUCAUAACAGCUGCUGCUGGCAACUGGUUACUAGUGGUGGAUAAUGGAAUGAUGUCUUCUUCCUGAUAAAAUUGUGACCAUUGUCGGAACCUCCUGGUGCACAAGUUGCAACCGUUACAGGGAAGAUCCUGCAGCAUUUUGUCCUUGUUAUAAAACAGACAACCUUCUGGUUCACUUCUUGAUAAAAAAUCUGCGUUGGUAUGCUUAUUGCCACUCCGGUGUUCGAUGUCAAAAUCAAAUUGUGAUAAAAGUUCUAUCCAUCUUGCUAUUUGGUCUGUGGGGUUACGAAAAGAUAACAACCACCUAAGGGAGCUAUGAUCUGUCCUCACCAUGAACUUUCGACCCAGAAGAAAAUGGCGAAAUUGACUAGCAAAGGUGACGACCGCCAGGAGUUCACGUCGGGUUACACAAUAAAGUCGUUCAGCUCGAUUUAAAGACUUGCUGGCGUGAUAUAUUGGUCUCUCCAUAAGUUGUUGAUCUCGCUCCGACCACUGCAUCUGUGACAGAGUACACCCUAUAGCUGUGGCACUUGCGUCGCAGUCGAUGAUAAAACUACCACCGUCGUGUUGUGGCUGGGCCAUCACUUCAGAUGACACCAAACAUUGCUUUAACUGAGAAAAUGCAACUUCACACUCAUCAUUCCACUCCAAAAUCUUGGUGUUCUUUCCUUCUAACAACCAUUUAAGGGGUGCAGCUAUGGUCGAGUGCCCUUUUAUCCAGCGUCUGUAGUAAGACGCCAUUCCAAGAGAACUCCUCAAAGAAGAUACGUUUUGUGGCCUUGGAAAUGUAUUGAUUGUUUCAACUUUCUCGGGGUCAGUCUUCACUCCUUCUCCUGACACUACAUAACCUAAGAAUUGGACCUCUGAUUUAAAUAAAACACAUUUUUCCGGUUUAAGUUUGAGUCCUGCCUGCCUCAAUCUAUUAAUAGCCUCCUCGAAUCAAUCUAAGCACUGUUGGAAAGUCUCGCCAAAUAUACAUAUGUCAUCAAUGAACACAACUAAAGUUUUAUAAUUUAGGCCCUUAAAAACUGUUUCCAUGCAUCGUUGAAAGGUGGAUGGUGCCCCUGUCAAACCCAUGGGUGUUACGUUGUACUCGUAGUGGCCAUUCAACGUGGAAAAUGCCGUUUUUGCUUUAUCCUGUUCCUCAACUUCUAUCUGAUUAUAAGCUGACUGCAAAUCUAAGGAACAAAAAUAUUUUGCACCAGCCAUCACCUCUAUGAGUUCGUUACAUCGGGGAAGUGGAAAACUAUCCUUCUGUGUCACUUUAUUUAGUUCCCGAUAAUCGCACACAACACGUACCUCAUUGUUUUUCUUUCGAACAAAGUGCAACGGUGCAGACCACGGUGACCUUGACUCUCUGAUAAUGCCGGCCUCCAGCUGAGAGGUGAUGACGUCAUCGACUUCGUCCUCAAACGCCCGCGGAGGUCUCCGUGGGGGAAUUUUAAUAGGUCUUGCAUCCCCGGUCGGUAUCUCAUGUUUUAUAAUAGAGGUCCUUCCCACGUCCAGCGAUGAGGUUGAAAAUAUUUUCCUAUUCCGCUCCAACGAACACCACAAUUUUUCUCUCUCUUCCUCAUUGAGCUCACCGUUUUCUAUUGUUCUUUCAAACAGAUUUCUCACCAACGAAUAAGACUGGUCCUGUUGAAUCACUGAAUUUACACAUUUUGUUAUUACUGGCACCUUGUGUCUAUGUAGGUUUAGCCCCUUUUUAAUUGAAAAUGAAAAGUCAUAGUGACAUAGGAAAUCGAAUCCUAGAUAACCAUCGUCGGUUAUGUCUGCGAUAUGCACCGUCCAUGGAUAAACCUUCUCUCCAAUAAGCAAGUCGAGGUCGCAGACUCCAUGGAGUUUUAUAGACGUACCACUGGCUGACUGUAGAUGUAAUGGGACGAGGUGGCUAUUCAACGUUGGUCUAUGCUGCAUUCUAUUGAAAAUUCUCUCGGACAAAAUUGUCACGGCCGCCCCAGUGUCUAAUAAAAACUGAGUUUCCUCAUUACAAACGUUAAUUGUCACAUACACAGCGCUUAUAGAUCGUUGUCUUUCUGGUUUGCUGUGUUUCCUAGAGGCGGCCCGAAUUAGUUUAAACGACGAGGGUUUCUUCCUUCUGGUCGUUUGUUUGGGCAAUUACGUGAGAUAUGACCGAUUCGAUCACACCCAAAGCAUCUGAGUUCCGCCCUCCGAUUACCUCCCGUUUCACGUGCCGAAUGGGUAACUGCCCCUCGCUGUGAGGCCAUGAAUUCCCUGAGGUCCUCUCUCAGGCCGCUAACCUCUCUGGCCAAAUUGUCGGUAGCCAUUGAUGCUACUUGCUGUGUUGGUAAACAAACGUUGUCCCUCAGAUUUAAGAUUGUAUCCAAGGCAGCUCUCGCCUUGUCCACGGUGGGAGGAACAGCCAUAGUGCCAACUUGUGUCACCAUAGACUGGUCAGGCAGCCCACGUAAGAACUGUUUAAAACCAAUGGCAUCACUUGUAGCCUGGUCUGCCAUUGGGAAGCUUUUUGCAACCAAUUUCUUGAGGUCUGUAGCGUACUUGGCUGUGGUCUCCGAUUUCAAGAACGUGCGUUUUUGUAAAACAUUUUGAAAGAAUGCAGGUGUUCGAUGGUCCUUAAACCAAUUAGCCAGGGCAUCCUUGAGUUUCUCGUAGCUGUUCCUCUCAGCUUCGCUUAAUUCGCUGUACGCGAAUUCCGCAGCUGCAUCCUUCAGUGAAAAGCAGAGAUAGAGGAGUUUAUCGUCAUCACUCCACUUGAAAAUUUUUGCAGAGGUCUCAAACUGAACAAUAAAUGUGUUCCACGCAGAAGCUCCGCUGUAAUUUGGAAGGUUGUUUAAGUGCUGUGAAGACAUUGUACUUGCUGUCAAUUUCCCGCGCCUUGUACUUUUCAUCUAGUCAGGCUAAGAAAAAUGUAUGUCUCCUCGGAGUCGUUGCAAGGUUAAGAUCCCACCGCUGCCACCAUUGUAAGGAAACCUUGCUUACUCUCUGAUAAACUUCAUCUAGAUCUGGUACUCAAUAAGGAAACAACUCCGGCGAUAACAUUUAAACUCGUGUUCUUUAUUGGGCUGUCACUUUGCUUGCACUUUCUCUCAUCUCACAACUCUGACUUCUCCCUGCUAUCUAGUUCUCCGUCCGGCUGCCUUCUCCUUUGUCCCGUCCAGAGAUCCCUAUUUAUUCCUCCCUGUCCCAUAGUUCCUCUCCCAGGUCUGGACUGGCGCAUUAUACCCCGCCCCUUUUUCUCAAUUGGCGCCAGGUUACCAACCAACCAGACGUCCCAGGUAAAUGCCCUGGUCAGAUGGCUUGAUCCGUCAAUCGUGAUCUCUGGUCAGCUGGCGCCGGCUGUACCUGUCAGACGGCCGGUCGCCGUCGUGAUCCAAACUCUCCACAGUAUUGUGAAUAUGUCGUUUUAGUUUUUAAUCAGUUAUGAAAGAAUAAAAAAGGAAUAAUAAUUUAAUAAUACUCAUAAAAAUAUUUUAAAAUAUAUUCAUUAUAAAGGUAUGAUCACAGAAACAAUCAUUUUGAAGUAUAUGUGUUAAUAUUUGCCAGAUAUCAUACCAGAUAUAUGUUGCUUGAUUAAUAACGCAUAAUAUAAAAUAUUCGAAAGUGGUCUUUUAAAAAAAAAUAAUAAUUCAUGCUUUUGCGGGAAAGCAUAUGAACUAAUCAAAAGCCUAUCGUACGUCUUUUAUAGUUUUUUCAAUUAUAACAAUUAUUUUUUUGCCAGGGCUAGUUAAUUUUAUAUGUUUUAAGUAGUAGAAAGAAAUUGUAAUUAGAGUAAUUUUAUGAUGAUAUAAAAUUGGAAUCCAUGGAAAAUAAAUAUAUUUUUAUGAGAAUAUUACCUUUUCACCUCUGGUUUAAUUACAAGAUGAUUUUUAAAAAAAUAAGUUGCCAAUGGCGUGCCUGAGGGAGGGGGGAUUUGUCACAAGCAUGGUGAGCUUAUGACUUAUGGUGGACGAAAUAUUACUUUAAUACACUUAGUACUAUUUGAGCGAUUCCUAACGACUUCUUUUGUGAAAACACAAGGCAAAAUUGUAACGAUAAUUCCUACAAAACGUUGUGUGAUAUUUUUACAGAAAUUGAGAUAUGAACAUGCUAUUUUGACACUGUCAAAAUUUCAGGACUGUUAACGUAGAAAAUUUAAAUUAAGGUUUGUACUUUUGCCGAGGACCACACCCCCUACCUUCCCCCGUGAUAGUAACAAGUAUGCAGAAUCAACAAACCCACCCCUUAGUGCAUAAGUACUAAAUGAAUGUCCAACAUUAUUAUGUAAUCAAAUUUUGAAGAAAAAAAUAAUAUAUCUUGUCACAAAAACAAACCACUCAACGUGCGAUGAAACAAUAAUUAAUGAAACAUUUGAUCGUGUGAACUGAGCAUUAUAGGUCUAAUGAGACGAUUUAGAAUCGAAUGGUGCAAUUGAUUUGUGUCAAAUAUUUGAAUCAUCGAAUGUAUCGACCGCCUCGAAAUUUGGAUGCACUAUUUUACUAAUUUAAUCGACAAUAGUUCGACUAAGGCGGGAGCUAAUAUGUCUGGUAAUAUUGCAUGGACACUUAAAUGAAGUUAACCUUUGGUGUAGCGAGAGGAAGCAAGUAAUUUAAAUAAACUUGAAAAUUUUAAAAGUUAAAACCCUUAUGAUUUACAUGAUCCUCUGUAUACUUCAGUGACAUCACCGCUGUAAAGCCAGGGAGAAAAACAGUCGUAGGCUCUGUAAAUGUGCUUUAGCAAUCACAAAAUGAACCCUAGCAUUGGACAACGUUUGUAUUCAUCACACGAUGUAAGAUUCCAGUUGUGCAGCUAGCGAGUCUGAAUGUGGCAGCUGCCAUGGGCGGCUUCUGGGGUGUUACAUAAUAUAUAUAAAUGUUUUUGUGUUUUAUGUGGAACAAUUUUUGGUUGUCGUACCGGACCCUUUUAGUCAAGGCACGCUUUUGUAACGUCCAGUAAUACUUUUUCUGCUGGUGAGGAUUUCACUGGACAGUUUCUCAAUAGUAUGGUGCAUAUGGCUUCUAGAUGAUGUCCGAAGAAUGUUAUUGCCACUUAUUUCUCCUGAGUUGCACAUAUUUGUUGUCUCUGAACGUGAGUGUCAACUCCUAUCGUCUUCUUGGAUUGAUUACAUUCGUCAGUUCUUUCAUACGUUGAAGCGCCGUACUAUUCUCACUAUCAAUUAACAAACUCAACUCCUUUUCAUAAUAACUAUAACUUUAAUAUCUAAGUAAAUAUAAUAAACAUCACGCCGUACUAUUCUCACUAUCAAUUAACAAACUCAACUCCUUUUCAUAAUAACUAUAACUUUAAUAUCUAAGUAAAUAUAAUAAACAUCCUAUCACUCCAAGGUUCCACUCAAGACUGCCGCACGACCACAACAUACGUCACAACACUGCAUAGACAAUACGUCACGACUCAGCAUAAAAAUACGUCAUAAAUACAAUGGCGGGAAGAGCGUUCACUAACUAUAAUAGUCAAGCGCGGGAAAAGCGUUCAACAACUAAUGAACAUAAUAUUGAGUCGCAACAAUUCCUAAUGAACGCUCAUACUCGACAGUGAGCUUGUCCAUGCAAUGCGAGUUGAAUCAGGUUGAAAAGUCGUUUGGGCUCAUCCCCAUGGGAAAAACUAUAAAUAUAAAGUUUUAUUCGGUGUUAAGGACCCUGAAUGCUGUUUGUAUAGUGUCCCUUUUGAGCUGUUAUGUUUAACAUGGGUGGAAAGAAGUGGUGUAGACCAAGAUUGGUAACAUCUGGAAACUGCUGAUUUUAUCAGUCAGUUACUAAUGGCGUAAGUGUAGACUAUUUCUUCGUUUUAAGGUGAAACUGGCAGAAGAUUUAAUCGGCUCCUUAAAUGGGUUCACACUUGGUUAAUAUCGUCACCUGUAACAGAAAAUGUUAAUAUAUGGAGGAGAAAAGAUCGUUAUUGCGAUUUUUCCAAAUCAUAAUUUUUUUAACUUUUUUUUUUUUUAAAUAGAGUUAAAAUAUAUUUGACACUUUUAGGAAAAUAAAGAUAUAAAAGUUAUUUUAUUUUCAGAUUCAGUGUGUCGAAAAGACAAUUUCACAUAUGGUCGUGACUGUGAAAACGUCUGUAACUGUGCCGUUCCAGGAGAAAAGUGUUUUGUUGGUACAGGAAACUGUCCAUCUGGAUGUAAGGCUGGAUUUUAUGGACAAGGAUGCACAAAACGUAGGUCAUUUUCAAUCCGUAUAUUAUUGUAUAUUUAAAUGUCUAAAAAUACCAUAGAAGAUGAUUUGUAAAUGUCAUCAUACAAAAUGCACAGUCUAAGGUGGCCACAAAAAAAAAUGUACUGGUCUGAGAAAUCAAAACCUGAAAUUUAAAGUACCGGAUGCUUCUGGUCGACCUAAUAGUAUGACAGGCUACUUUUUUCUUUUCAAUUAUUAGAAUAUUUGAUUGAGAGAUUAAAUGAUUGUUUUAUUGAAGGUAAUAUGGCUGAAUUUGCCAAAAUAUCCAGAACAUCACAACCUACAACCCGGGAUGAAAAUCGCUUUAAAAACAUCAUCAUUCAAAACUUUUUUUUUUACAAAUAGAAUCUUCUACCUAUAGAACGUUGUGAACAAUUCAAUAGAUUAUGUCUAAAAAGUCAAAGUAACACAUUUUUACAAAGGCGGGCUCUAGGAUUAAUCAACAUAACGUGUGCAGUACAAUGUUUGCCAUUCAAUGUUUUCCAUAUUAUAUACACGUUUUAAGUCCUUAGGUCAUAAACUGAAUAAUGAAUAAUUAAAAUGUAUUGCUUGUAAGUCUGUGAAAAUUUUAAUCAAAAUCAUUAUUUUUCUUUAGCUUGUGCCGCUGGAUUCUUUGGUAUCGAUUGUAGAAAUAAAUGCAGUAAUAAUUGCUCCAGCCAACAAUGUGAAAGAGUAGCUGGCAAAUGUAACAGUUGUUCUUUAGAAGGAAAAAAGCUGCCAUAUUGUACACAAGGUGAGGAUACAUUCAUUUGCAUUUUCCUUUUUUUAAAAAUACGAUUUUUAACCUCUUAGCAAAAAAUAUUUUUAAAAAUUGUCUGUCUGUAAACAUAAAAAAAUAUUUUAAAAUAGUCUAUAUAUUUCAUUGUAUACCAUUUACCUUACAGCUCUAAGCGCUUUACAAUUAUUAAAAAUCUGUAAUUAAGUUAUAAAAACCAUUUGUUUGGUCGGGUAGCUUUGAAUGGCAAAUACUAAUUAUUUAAUCUCUGUUUAAAAAAAAAAAAAAAAAUAUAUAAUUUUCAUGUUUCAAUGUAUUAUAUGAAUUAAAUAUAUAUAUAUAUACACACACAUAUAUAGAUGAAAUAAAUAUUUAAAGAAAUGGUCUUUAAAUUUCAGAUUGUGAUCCAGGUUUCUAUGGAGCUGACUGCAAGUUAAACUGUUCAAAAAAUUGUUCUCAAACCGGUAAUAUUUGUGACGUCAUUAAUGGAAGCUGUUUGGGUUGUAAUCCUGGUUUCUAUGGUGAUAACUGUACGACAUCGUGUCCACACAAUUGUAAAGAUUCAGUCUGUCAUAUCAACUCUGGUAACUGUAUAAGCUGUAAGGCUGGAUUCAAAGGUACCCAUUGUGUUGAAGGUAAGUGAACAUAUUAUCAUUUUAAAAGAGCUGAAACUUUUUAACAACAUUUUUUUUGAUAAUUGUCCCGCCAGAGGCAUCAAUUAAUUUUUACUUCUAAUAAAUGAACAAACAAAGAUUUCAUUAAAAUAUUUGCUUUUUUUAUUUAUUUAUAUUUUUAAUUAGUCCUUUAUUUUUUAACAUAACAUUACAUACCAAAUUUUCUAAAUUUUUAAAAUAUUUUUUUUUAGAUUUUAAGUUCAAAAUUUGGGAUAGUUCUGGUAAAAAUCGUUUUUGGUACAAUAUUCGCUAUUAUAUUUUUCAGUCUUUGGAAUUUUUAAGAGACAAAUUAAAUCUUGUAUACGCUGUUUAAUAUAUUGAAAAUAAAAAAAAAAUGUAAAAAAAUAUAUUCGUUUUUGCAACAAAAAAAAAUGAUCAUAUUAUUGUAUCUGUUGAUGUUAAUUUUAUUGACGGUCUCACAAUCUAGAAUGUAGUAACUACACGUAUGGAGAAGGUUGUAAAAUCAUUUGUAGUCACAAUUGUAACUCAAAUUUUACUGGCCCUCGAGUCUGUGACAGUGUCAAUGGGCAAUGUCUGAAUGGAUGCAGAAGUGGAUAUGACGGACUUGACUGUUCAAAAUGUAAGUUAAUGAAUUAUUACUUCCUGACUGAUUAGUUUUGUUUGUAUUUACUUUAAAAUUUGUUUUUGAAUUAACAAAGUAAUCUUAUAAAUGAGUUAUUUUAUGUUCUGGGAAUAGCCCUCAAUUCUUUUUCUUUAAAAAAAAAAAUAAUAAUCAAAUAAAAUUAUCAGUGAAAUGAGGAUGCGUUAAAUACUAACUCAUGUUCACCGUUUUAUGUAAUAAGUAUUUGUGGAUUGUUUUAUGUGGCUUUCAUGGUUUGACUUUCUUCAACCCAUACAAAGAGAAUUUAAAAUUCAAACACAGAUGUGUCUCCUUGUACAAGUUCGUCAAAAUACAACACAAAUCGUAUGCUUAUGUGUCAAAAUGACACUUUUUGUAAUGGUUACCAAAGACGUAGAUUUAAUAAUGUGCUUCUUUCUAAUUUAAUGGCCAGUUUAUGGACCAAGGUAAGUGUGAAGAAAGACUAAAAAUAAAUAUUGAAAACCAGAUUUAUGAAUAAAUGUUUUAAUAUAUGAAACACCAGCAUCAACUUGAUGUCAACUCAAUGAUAUUUUCUUUUUUAGAAUAUCGACCAAUGACAACAUUAGCUAAGUCCUUGUCAUUAGCAAAAUAAUUAAUUUUCACCCUAAUGGAUUUAGAGACAAAGCGGGUGCUAGGGCCAUUUUAAAAUCAGCUUUUGCUUGUGCAAGCUGUUAUUACAAAAAUGAGAAAACAAGCUCAGCUUCACAUCCUCUAAAUUUUAUUGAUUAAGUUUAAAUUCAUUUUUCUUGUUACUUGACAUUUCAAAUGAUUUUAAUUAUAUUUAUUUCAUUUUGUAAUUCGUUAGUAAUUUAAUAAAACUUAUUAAUUGCAGUUAGCAGUGUUUUGAGUGUCGUAUUCUCUGUUAUUGUUUUUUAUCAUUUGGUAUCGUCGUAUUAUGCACUGUAUUCGAACGAGCGAUACGUGUAAAAAGGAGAUUAAUUACUCCCUUCGGAUAGCAGUGCAUAACAAUCGGCUUAUCAUAACUAAACAUACAUGAUUGAUCUAUAGUAUGUUGUAAACUAAAUAGGUUAACAAAAAUAUUCUUGACUGAUUAUGUUAACAAAUGUUAAGAGUAAAUAUAUAUAUAUAUAUAUUUAUAUAUCUCAUUGUAAAUUUUUAGUUAUUUCCCAUGUAAUGUAAUAGUCCGCUCUGUGCCUUCGGUAAAAUUGCAACAACGAGCAUUUCUAACAUGCCGGCAAAUGAUGAAAUAUAAUUAUUUUCUCUAAUUGUCCAAGCAGAUUAAACAUUUUCCCGUCAUUUAAUUUUCACAUGAUUGUGUUGCUGACCACACACAAAACUUACAAACAGUCGUAUCUUGUCACAUACAGACUGGGUGACCGUUGGUAAACGCUGAUCCUGAUCACUUUUUGAUCCAGUACAAUUUUAUUUGUCUACACGUAUAUCAUGCAUUACUAAACUUUUGUUUUCUUUCGAAUAAUGAGCCAUAUUGCUAAUUAAAGGUAAUCAAUGUGAGUUUAAUCUUUCUCUCUACAAGCUUCAAGCUUGACGGACCAAGAAGGAGGUAGUAUUUUUAAAAAAAAUAUUUUAAGCAACAUUUACGUUAAUAUUUUUAAUUUUAUUAGCAUCAAUCAAUUUGUAGCCAUGCGCCAAUUAGAUGAUUAGUCGGUGACUGAAUGCUUUUACCAUUUACAAAUAAAGAUACGGGGUCUAAGAAGUAUAGAUUUAUUCCUUCUUAGAUUAACAAAUAAUUUAAGAAAUAGUGUUGUUUUACACGUUUCUCUAAAUUCAAAACGGAGAGUAUAUAUGGCCUCCCUGAGUCAUAUUGGAGGCUAUUGACUCAUUGUCAGAAACAAUAGAAGAGUACGGUACAACUUCUGGUCAUUUGAUGGUCAGUCGCAGUGUUUCAGUGAAACAAGGCUGAAUAGUUUGCAGGUCACAGCGUUGGGCCACUUUUAACUUUCAGGGGUUGUGUGUAUCCGAAAAAUGAUUUUUAAGUUUUUAAAAUGCAUAUGGCAUUAAAUAGAUCUUCAAACUACGGUAGUUUUGUCUUAACAAUGUAAGGUAUUUUGUCUCCUUGAUUAGUCUAUUUAACCGGUAUUGGAUGAGAACAGAUGAAUUUCCACACCUACAGUUAAAAAAUGGAAUUCCCCACAUGGUGCUCAGCUCUCAACUGUGCUUUAUCAUGCGCAGCGGCAACACCACGGACAAUGAUUUGACUUGCCGACAAAACGAAGUUGAUGGUAGCCUUUGGGCAUAAAAUAUAUCGGUAAAAAUGCUAUUACCCCAUAUCAUGUAAAGUGGAUACCCGGUGAAUAGAUCGGAGGAAUAACUCUUUGUUCAACGGGGAAAAAGCGGAUACUUUAACGCUAUGUGGAUCACUCUAUGCGCGUCUAGACACGUAUAACGUCACGGUCAUUUACUGCACCGAUCUCGUUCCCAACAGUUUGAUGUUGUGUUGAUGCUUGUUUUAAAUGGUAGAGGGCGACAAAGGCACCAAAAAACUUUUCAGCUUAAUGUUUUCCUAUAUGCUGACUAAGGCCUUUAGAGAGGGGAUGUUGGCAUGGUAUUCAGAUACCUAGCUGAUUGAAUGUUCUUUAAUCUUAAGAGGCUACCUGCCUCAUCUGAGGUCCCGACAGAAAUUUUCAAGAAUGUUCCCUAUGCCCAUUAUUGUGCGCAAAAAGCUGGAACAGAAGCUGAUAUCCGACGCAGAAUUGCUAAUGUCUCCAAUGAAUGACACAUUUCAGUCACACACAGAUGAUUGAGAUCAUUUGCCAACCAGCUCCUCGAGAUUCUUACGUUGAGCUUAAAUUCAAUGCAUGGUGUUAUUCCUAGAGUGGCAUGUGACAGGCAGGUCUCCUCAGCAACAUUACAAAUUUAAUCCAGCCCCAGCUUCGCUGAGUGGAAUAUUUUGUGAGCAUUUCAGGCGAAUCCUGGACCAAAGGAAUAAUUUAUGGUGAGCUCAAGCGGUUUGUUGGUGGUCAGAAGAAACCCUCUAAAUCAACCCUAAAGCCUCACUGAAAGCGUUCGAUAUGGACAAGGACUCAUUAGAACAAGCGGCGUUCCUCUGCGCAACCUAUCGAGCUGAAACUCGGCACAUAAUCGCGUUGCCAAUGAUAAUACAUCCUUUCAAAUUUUCAACGCAACACCUUAACUAUAACCAUUGAAAAAUCAGUUUAUCCUGGUUUUCAAGGGGAAGAUGAGGGAUGACACCGAUUUCACGAAAUAAAAUACCAGAUCUUUUUUUAAAAAAUCGUAACUCGAUGGGUCCUUACAAUAUUAAUUUAAGUCAGGGACGUUAAAAAAUAUGCGGGUGGAAAGGGAAACCUAAUUGGGAUUCUUAUGAUGUGUGUUACUUUAAUGCAUGUUUUGUAAGAUUUUCAGCUCACCCCCCAUUUCUCAAAAUUAAAAAUGUAUAAAGUAUUUACACCAUUAAAAAUUUUUUUUAAAAGGACUAACCUGCGGUGAAUUAAAUUUCUACCUUAUCAUUUCAAUGAAGUCUAGUCCAUAAGGAGUAUGUUAAAAACAAUAAAGAUUCAAGAGGUCAGUGACAAGAAAAUAUUGAGGACCGCUAAUCUUUAUUCUGUUGGCGUAUUUGUAUUCUACUUCUUCAGUUUAUCUGUCAGUCUUUAUUAAAUAAAUAUUUGUAUUCAGCACUACAUAAAAUCAUUUAGAUUUCUUCUGUACUUAAGUUUUUUCUUUGUAGAACAUGAUAUUUGACAUUUAUCUAGCAUCUUUAUCCAUUUCUCUGUUAAUACAUGUUUUAUUUGUAUUUUAAAAACCAACAAUGAAAACAGACUGUGAGGAAGAACUGGCCCAUGGAAUCGGUAUUGGAAUCGGAGUUAUGAUAGCUGUUGAUAUCGUAGUUGGUAUCGCUUUCUACAUCUGGUUCAAAAGACGCCAAAAACCUCCACCACACCAAAACGAUACAAAGGAUCGCACUUAUGAUCGUGUAGAUCCCAUACAACAAAAUGAACAUCCGUAUUAUACAGUAGAUAAGUCUGGUAAGCUGAACUUUCAUAUUUAAGAAAAAGAAUAUUAAUGAAAUAGAGUGUUUAGAAUUUUAAUAAUAAGCUGCAAGAAAUGUAUAGGUAUAUAUCCUUGAUUGGCAUUAUCUAUCUGAAUGAAUGUCACUUUAGAUUUAAACAUCAAUAACUUUCAUUUCAUUUUAUUUCAGGAGAUGGCUAUGACUUAGUUAAAGAUGUCGUUACCUAUGACAAGAACAAAAACUCAGUAUCCACUGAAGCGGACAAAUAAUUUUGUGAACAUAUUUUCAUUACAGUGGUGAUUCCUGUAUGUGGUGUUCUUGGAACAGAUCAGUUUACUUUAUACACAGUGUAGAAGCAAGUUGUAUGAGCAUUUUGAUGGGGAAAACUAAGCUUUAAAAUGCAAAUAUGCGAUAAUGUUUUUUUUUUUACAUUAAAAAUGGUCUAAUCUCAUUUUCACAUGUGCUUUACAUGUAUUUC
This is a messenger RNA of Lymnaea stagnalis (great pond snail), 24284 nucleotides long. The record is from the annotation of a GenBank genome assembly. NCBI's taxonomy places the organism in Eukaryota, Metazoa, Mollusca, Gastropoda, Lymnaeidae.